Messenger RNA from Olea europaea var. sylvestris, 1874 nucleotides. Its product is annotated as cysteine-rich receptor-like protein kinase 2. The record is from RefSeq and is a predicted model, not a curated record. The transcript is spliced from 6 exons. Gene Ontology annotation, biological process: protein phosphorylation. Gene Ontology annotation, molecular function: ATP binding; protein kinase activity. Lineage: Eukaryota; Viridiplantae; Streptophyta; Magnoliopsida; Lamiales; Oleaceae. Bases 20 to 1741 code for a protein of 573 amino acids.
ACACAAAACAAAUUGGAAAAUGAAGAAAUCAAGGGCUGCUUCAUCUGCUUUCAUUAUUACUCUGGUUAAUCUGCUGCUACUACCAAAUGCAUCAUUGGGGGAUCCAAGAGCUCAGGUGUCUAAUUUAACGUGCGGGAACCAAAUUGCUAGAAAUAACAACAUUUUUAUCCAGAACUUUGUGUCGACAAUGGAAAAUCUAAGUGCCCAAUUGUCAACUUCAAAUUUUGGUGUAGCAGAAUCAGGCUCAGGAGUUGACACGGAUCAUGGACUUGUACAAUGCUAUGGUGAUCUUUCUUCAUCUGAAUGUAUAUUAUGCUUCUCUCAAGCGCGCUCUAUUAUGCCUCGGUGCUACCCUUUCAACAGCGCAACGCUUUUCCUUGAUGGCUGCUUUUUGCGAACUGAGACUUACAGUUUUUUUCAAGAGUAUACUGGACCAAACGACAUGGCUGUAUGUAAUAAUAGAACCAGAAAGAAUUCGGCAUUUCAGGCAUCAGCAAGACAGGCUGUGUCACAGGCAGUUUCAGAAGUACUAAACAACAGUGGCUAUGGACGGGCUCAAGUGCCCGUGUCUGGGACAUCAAAUGAGUCCGCUUAUGUUCUUGCUAACUGCUGGAGAUCACUAAGUGAUAGUUCUUGCAGAGCGUGUAUAGAAAAUGCGUCUGCAUCUAUAUUGGGAUGUUUACCAUGGUCCGAGGGUCGGGCACUGAAUACAGGGUGCUUUAUGAGAUAUUCAGACACCAACUUUCUUAAUCCUAUACCGGGAAAUAGAAAUUCAAGAGGGAAAACAGAAGUUAUAAUAGCGGCAGCUGUUAGUUCGACUGUUAUUUUGAUUAUUGGAGCAGUCAUUGGGGUUUAUAUUUUGAAGCAUAGAACAAUACAGAAGAAGAGAAAAGGUUGGGAUGAUGCAAAGAAUUUAGUGAAGACUCUUCAUGACAGCAGCUUGAACUUCAAAUAUUCGACACUUGAGAAAGCAACUGAUUAUUUUAAUGAAGCCAACAAGCUUGGGCAAGGUGGAUUUGCCACAGUGUAUAAGGGAGUUUUGCAAGAUGGAAGAGAGAUUGCUGUAAAGAGACUUUUCUUUAACAACAAACAAAGAGCAGCAAAUUUCUACAAUGAAGUCAACAUUAUUAGUAGUAUUGAGCACAAAAAUCUGGUGAGGUUGUUAGGAUGCAGUUGCUCUGGACCUGAAAGUCUUCUUGUAUAUGAUUUUUUACCAAACAAGAGUCUUGAUUGCUUUAUAUUUGAUUCAAGGAAAGGAAAAGAACUAAACUGGGACAAGAGAUACGAGAUAAUUAUCGGGACUGCGGAAGGGUUAGUCUUUCUCCAUGAAAACACGAAAACCAAAAUUGUUCACAGAGACAUAAAAGCGAGUAAUAUCCUCUUAGACUCGAGAUUCCGUGCACAAAUUGCCGAUUUUGGGUUGGCUAGGUCUUUUCAAGACGAUAAAAGUCAUAUUAGCACCGUCAUUGCAGGAACAUUAGGAUAUAUGGCUCCAGAGUAUGUAGCUCAUGGCCAGUUAACAGAAAAAGCAGAUGUGUAUGGCUUUGGUGUACUUCUACUUGAAAUCGUCACUGGCAGGCAGAACAACAAUAGCAAAGCAUUAGAGUACUCAGACAGCUUGUUAAGUAUUGUAUGUUCUCAAAUCUUUUUAUUCAUUGUAUGUACUACUUGGUUCACCACUUCUAUUUCAUUCAGCUUCCUUUCAAAAGCCAUAUUAGCCUCAAGUAUCAACUUCCCGUGAAAGCUGAUCGAGCAUUAUACGUGUACUUGUAGACGUAGUAUUUUUCAACAAUGUCUCAAAUUGAUGCACAAGAUGCUGAAAGUCCAUAAUGUUUAGGAGUGUCAUCCCUGGGUAGUAGUCUCUAAUAUUGUUU